Messenger RNA from Prorocentrum cordatum, 2874 nucleotides. The record is from the annotation of a GenBank genome assembly. NCBI's taxonomy places the organism in Eukaryota, Dinophyceae, Prorocentrales, Prorocentraceae.
AUGCUGUUCCCACGUGCUCGGGGUCAAUGUGGAAAGGGCUCGCUCUGCCCCGCGGGCUUGCAGAACCCAGCCGUCGAGUCGUUCGCCGAAGCCGAGAUUCAGACGCUGCUCAAGCCCAUGAUCAACAGCGUCACCGAGAAGCUACUACUGAACCCAAGCAGCGACACGAAUGCGCUGAAGCAGCGCAUCUUGGAGGAGAAGAAGGUCGCCAAGGAGAUAGCUAAGCAGAAGAAGGAGAAAGCGAAGGCCGAUCGGAAGGCAAAUAGCCAGGCCUUGAGGGCAGCUGCGCGGGCCCUCACAGCCAAAGGUGGCAUCAGGAAGCGCAUUGGGAAGACAAAGGCGCAGGCGAAGCCUAAGGCGAAGCCAUCAGCCGCAGUGCCUCUGACAGACGGUUCGCCUGAUGCCAAGAGGAGCGUCGAUGCCUUGGUGGAGGCAGCGGCUGAUCCUCAGGAAAAGGGGCUGAAGGUCUUCGAGCACAUCACGAAGAUGCGAUGCAAGCUUCGUUCGAUGUUCUGCGACUUCGAAGCGCAGGGCGCUACAGUCGACGAGGACUACAUCGACCAGGUCACGUACUUGGCGAUCUACGGCGCGAUGAAGAACACCUUGCCCGAGCUAAAGGUCCAAGACAAGCAUGUUCAGGUCAACGGGUUCAGCCAGUUCAAGUUCUUCGCCAAGAAGGCUCUUCUGCAGAGCCUCGGGAAGAGACGGUGUCUGCAAGCGACCUUGAGCGACCCCGUGACGGAGCACGACGAUGACGCGAAUGGGGCGAGUGGAGCUAUCUACGACGAGCCAGUGUACACCGAAGCCGACGUGGUGGCCUACGCGAGCGACUGCGAGCCCUUGGCAGAGCACCUGGUUGGUCUGAUCAAGAGGGCUCCGAUCAACGUUGCCAACUCAGCGAUUGGGGCGUCCCCCCAGACUCUCAACAACGUGCUGCUCGCAACCAUGCAGAAGGUGCAAGCGAUGGGGGGUACGCUGUCGUGCAAAGAAGCUGCGAUGGACGUUUUGAUGCAUGAGGUGAUUUCUCACGUUGAGAACGUCUUCCCGAACGAGCUCGACGCGAUGCUGACCAAGAUCGGGUAUUUCAGACAAGACGGGCACCACAGCACGCUCAUCAAGAGUGACCCGAUCAAGUACAUCAUCGAGCUUGGCUUGGACGUAGAUGUCGUGUGGAUUCAGCGGGUUGCCCUAUCCAUGUAUGGGCUAGUGAGUUUAGGGCAUCAGAUGUGCGCCGUGCAGGAGGGGCCCAUCAUCACCAUGCAGCCGCAUCUGCCGCCACUCGUGCAAGGCUUCUGCAAGCAGUUCCUCGACAAGUACGAGAUAAGCAAGUACAAAGACGACAUGGAUAACAUCCCGCAGGAGUUCACCAGGCUGAGGGACGCGAUCAAGGAGAAGCGUGAGAGCACAGUGCCAGCCGAUACCACGCCAGUCUCGUUCAGGGAUGUGCUGACUGCUUGGGCACGUGAUGCCAUGGCUUGCCACAACCACUGCCUGGAGCACAACGGGGCGGCCCACAAGAUGGCCAAGGACAACAUGGUGAAGGCCAUCAGCAGCGCGAAGUCGUUCAAGGAAGCCAAGGUGGUCGUCGCGAAGGUGUUGGAGAAUCGUGCUUUGCCGAGUCUGACUCAGGACAUCCUCGUCUUCCCAGAGAAGAGGCAGACCGCCUGCAAGGAUGCCGCUGCGGCUAUGGAUGAGAUCAACUGGAAGGCGGCGCGAUCGGAGAAACUGAUUGACGCGAGUGGAGGCUUCUACGCACUGGACCAACUUGUAGAAAGAUCGGGGUCGGGGAUCAAGAAGGUCGCAAUCCAAGCGCAAGGAGAACAACAGCAACCACAGAGCGCACCCCAGCAAGUGCAGGUAGCUCAGUUGCAGAGUGUGCCGUCGGAGCGGGAGUACACCACCGUGUCGAGCAAGUUGGACAAAGUGCGCGAGGGCGAGCUGAUGGAUCCAGAUGGCGACGGCCUCAGCGAGCUCGACAAGAGGAACCUUGUGGCAGCUUUGCAGAAAGCUGUGCUCUUGAGGGCGAAGCGCGAGUACCUCGACAAGGACGCUCAUGAUAGCUACGCGCACCUGGCGAUCUGCGACGUGGCGGAUGACAAGGAGGCCGAGGCGACUGCGAGGAGCCUGGAGAAGGAUACCCAGGAGCUGAGGGACGCCAAGGCAGCCUUGAGCCAGACAAAGGAGAAGAAGAAGGGGACGCUGUACCUCAAACGCCUGAGCCCGAAGGGCAACAUGGAGAUGCACUACUGGGGCAAGGUCGUCACGUACGAGAGCGCUUUCUGCGUGAAGCGCGACUUGCUCCUGCCGCUGGAGUCCGACACGGUGGGUGCGCCGAGGCUCUACUUGGACGGGACGCCAUACGAGAACGUUGAGAAGUCCGACUUCUGCGCAGCUUGGCUCGUGCGCAAGGCAGGCUGGGUCUAUUCCACAACAGCUGUAGCCACGGUUCCACUACCCAAGGAGAAGGACGCCCCGAAGGAGGAGCAGAAGACCGCCGCGACCGAGCUCGUCGCCACUGAAGCUGGCAACAACGAGAGCGGCGUCGCGGCCAACCCCAACCCGAAGAAGAGGGCCAAGAAGGAGCCCAAGAAGGAGUUCGUGCACGUGCCGAGCCACCGCCUGGCCUACGAGGACGUGAAGAUCCCGCUCACGGUUGCAGCCAUCUCGGAGGAGAGCUGCAAGCUGGCGAUGCAGAAGGAGUUCAUCUACAAAGUGCCGAAGCUGACGCCGAUCGUUCGCACCGACUCGGACCCUACAGACACGGGCGGCGUCAAGAUGUUCCGCGAGCACAUCCCUUUCGACGGUUUGAAGCUCGAGCGCUCGACGAAGACGAAGGUGGUGGUUAGCAAGGCGGUGUCGUUCAUCAUGUCGUAG